Metopolophium dirhodum (rose-grain aphid) is the source of this 315-nucleotide messenger RNA. RefSeq lists its product as uncharacterized. NCBI's taxonomy places the organism in Eukaryota, Metazoa, Arthropoda, Insecta, Hemiptera, Aphididae. The transcript has a single exon. The record is from RefSeq and is a predicted model, not a curated record. Bases 1 to 315 code for a protein of 104 amino acids.
AUGGCUGUGGUUGAUGCUAACCUGAGUUUUGUUGUAAUUGAUGUCGGAGCUUAUGGAAGAGAAUUGGAUUCAAACGUAUUCAAAGAAUGUCCAUUUGGCAAAAAACUAUAUUCUGGUCAGCUUAAUAUACCAGAACCUGUAUACUUGCCUAAUACCCAAAACGUUGUACAACCAUAUGUAUUUGUAGCAGACGAGGCAUUUGCACUCCAUAAAAAUUUACUAAGGCCAUACCCAGGACGAGGCCUUACUGACAAACGUCGAAUUUUUAACUACAGGCUCUCUAGAGCUAGACGAACUGUGGAAAGAGGCAUUUGA